UGCAGCAUGCCGUUUCCCAUAGAUGGUAGAGUGGAGGAAGCAGAGUAACUGACUUUAAAAUUACCUUCUAGAAAGCAGUGGUAGAUGUAAGCUGUGUUUGUUGUUGUUGGCUAAAACUAUAAGACGGUUUCUUCUAAAAUGUGAGGUGUUUAGAGGUGACGCUGGCGUUAUGGUGCUGAAAUGUUCCGGGUGGGUAUGAUUUUUGCUGUUUUAGCAGCAGUCAGCUUCACACCUGUGCAUGUCCAGGAGUUCUGCCAAAGCACAAACUCAGACUGCCCCAGUCAUGACAAAAAUCCUUCAGACACCUUCAGAUCCAGGUGGAACAUCAGUGUUUUAAACCUCAUAGAAGACCUGGACCAAUUUAGAGUUUCCUGCAAGAAACUCAUAGAAUCAUUUCCAAUGGAUGAGGUUGAUGGCAACUUUGUUCGCACUGUAAAGAACUGCAUAUUCUCCAAAUCCAUUCCAACCCCUCUGAGAGGCCCUUUAAGAUUGGCAGCAGUUUCCAAGGAUGUCAUUGAAGGCAUCUUGGAUUUGGAUGUGGCUGUUACUCAGUCUGAAGACUUCCUGAAUUAUGCCAGCGGUGGUCGUCUGCUGCCGGGAUCUGUCCCACUGGCGCACAGAUAUGGAGGACAUCAGUUUGGUUACUGGGCGGGUCAGCUUGGUGACGGCCGAGCACAUUACCUUGGUCAGUAUACAAACAGGAAAGGAGAAGUUUGGGAACUGCAGCUGAAAGGCUCUGGGAAAACUCCAUAUUCAAGAUCAGGAGACGGUCGAGCUGUGAUCCGUUCUUCUGUACGAGAGUUCCUGUGCAGUGAAGCCAUGCAUUCUCUGGGUAUUCCAACAAGCAGAGCUGCAAGUCUUAUUGUGAGUGAUGAGCCGGUGUUCAGGGAUCAAUUCUACAACGGCAAUGUGAGGACAGAGAGAGGAGCGGUCGUUCUCCGUUUAGCCAAGUCUUGGUUUCGGAUUGGAUCGUUGGAAAUCUUAGCUCAAAGUGGAGAGGUAGAUCUCCUGAGACAGCUGUUGGACUUUGUGAUUGAUAAACAUUUCACUCCAAUCAGUUUAGAUGACCCAGAUAAAUAUUUGGUGUUUUUUUCUACAGUUGUAAAUGAAACCGCUCACCUGAUAGCACAGUGGAUGUCAGUUGGUUUUGCACAUGGUGUUUGCAACACAGACAACUUCAGUCUCCUCUCCAUCACCAUCGACUAUGGACCGUUUGGCUUCAUGGAGUCGUAUAACCCCAAUUUUAUCCCAAACUCGUCUGACGAUGAGGGCAGAUACAGAAUUGGAGCUCAAGCUAACAUUGGACUGUUCAACCUGGAGAAGCUGCUGAUGGCUCUCAGUCCUGUGCUUUCUAAAAAACAACAGAAAGAGGCCAAUAUUAUUCUUAAAGGAUACGGUGACGUGUACCAGCUAAGGAUUCAUCAGCUGUUUAAAGCUAAACUGGGCCUUCUGGGUGAAGAUGAGGAUGAUGGCUACCUUAUUGCUUUCCUGCUGAGGAUGAUGGAAGAGACUCAGUCAGACUUUACCAUGACGUUCAGGCAGCUCAGCGAAGUUUCAGACCUGCAGCUUCACAGCAGAGACUUCACACAGAUGUGGGCUCUUGAAGACUUGUCAUCCCAUGAGCUCUUCUCUGAUUGGCUCAGCAUCUACCUGCUGCGGCUCAGCAGACAACAAAAUGACGGUGACGUGGAUCGACAAAACAAGAUGAAAAAUGUGAACCCUCGAUAUGUGCUGAGGAACUGGAUGGCUGAGUCUGCUAUAAGGAAAGCAGAGAGCAGUGAUUUUUCAGAGGUGGAGCUGCUGCACCACAUCCUGUCCUCUCCCUUUGUUACACAAGAGACUGCAGAGGAGGCGGGCUAUGCAGCGAGACCGCCACAGUGGGCGAGAAUGUUAAAGGUCAGCUGCUCCUCUUGAGUGACUCCUGGAUGGAGACAAACACCAAAAAGAAUGGAUUUUAAACCUUCCUGAGUGUGUUUGGUCAUUUCUUUUUUCAACUCUUUUGAUGCUGGUGGAAUAAUAUCUGUUUAGGAAUGUCAAGGUCACAGCCUCAGUGCCAUGUGUUGAUACAGCAAACAAAUGAGAUUUGAUAGAAUUUGUUGCCACAGAACCAUUGAAUUUAUCUCUGCACACACAAAAAAGUAAAUCUUCUAUCUUGUUUUUCCACAUCAACAACAAAAUAAACACAAAGUUGCUGCCAAGAGCUUCUUUCUCUUUACUUUUAA
Cheilinus undulatus (humphead wrasse) is the source of this 2222-nucleotide messenger RNA. RefSeq names its product protein adenylyltransferase SelO-like. The transcript is spliced from 20 exons. The record is from RefSeq and is a predicted model, not a curated record. Bases 181 to 1914 code for a protein of 577 amino acids. NCBI's taxonomy places the organism in Eukaryota, Metazoa, Chordata, Actinopteri, Labriformes, Labridae.